AUGGCUCACGAUGCGACGGAGAGCCUGACUUGUCCUGAGUACUGGGAUGAGCGCUACGCCGAGGUGGGCGCGGAUAAGCAACUCCAUGAGUGGUUUAGGUCUUUCAGUGACCUCGAGCCUUUUUUCGCUCGUCAUUUGUUCCAGAUACGAGGACCAGAGACGGCGCUGAAGAUCCUGCACCUAGGAUCAGGAGACAGCACAAUACCACAAGAUCUUGCGAGAAAAGGCUACAAGAACCAACUUUGUGUCGACUUCUCAUCGGUCGUUGUGGAAAACAUGUCUAAACGACAUAGUAAGAUUGCGGGCAUCCUCUGGCAACAGGGUGACGUCCGCCAGAUGGAUCAGAUUCCGUCGGAGUCGAUAGAUGUUGCCUUUGAUAAGGGGACAUUAGAUGUUUGGAUCCAUGGCAGCCCCUGGGACCCGCCAGAUGAUGUUCUCGACAAUACUGCGCGAUACGUUCGGGAGGUCUUUCGUGUCCUCAAAUCGGAUAGCAUGUUCAUCUACAUAACAUACCGGCAACCUCACUUUAUAAAACCUCUUCUCAACUGUCAAGGCGUUGACUGGGACAUCAAGAUGGACGUGCUGGGUUCUUCUGACAGCUCUUUUGAUUACCACGGAUUUGUCCUGACGAAGGUGAUGCCACGAGCCGCGGAUUCAACCGGCAACGAGGCCGAAAAGAGAGGCUCCAGCUGA
Endocarpon pusillum Z07020 is the source of this 693-nucleotide messenger RNA. RefSeq lists its product as uncharacterized. Lineage: Eukaryota; Fungi; Ascomycota; Eurotiomycetes; Verrucariales; Verrucariaceae. The transcript has 3 exons. The coding region runs from base 1 to 693 and encodes 230 amino acids. Gene Ontology annotation, molecular function: S-adenosylmethionine-dependent methyltransferase activity. The record is from RefSeq and is a predicted model, not a curated record.